AUGCGAGCGAAUCUCAUUGCCCCCUGGCCCCUGGCGAUCGCCUCGUGCACCUUGGCCGGCCCUACCCUCGCGGGAUCACAGCCCUUCGACACGAAUGAAACCUACGAUUACAUCGUCGUCGGGUCGGGUCCUGGCGGCGCUCCUGUUGCCUCCCAACUCUCCAAAAACGGGUAUUCGGUUCUUCUCCUGGAUGCCGGUGACGACCAGCGACGCAAUCUCAACACUAGCGUUGCACUCGCUCUUGCCGAUGUUGCAGCCGAAGACGAGAAGCUGCGUUGGGAUUUCUUCGUGCGAUACCACGCAGAUGACGAGGUUCAGAAUAGUAACCGCUACUUGACUUGGGAAACCGAAGACGGGAACCACUAUGUCGGCCAAAGCCCCCCUGAGGGUGCCAGACCGCUGGGUAUAUACUACCCACGGUCGGGAACGCUGGGCGGAUGCUCUGCUCAUAAUGCUGGUGCCGCAAUCGUUCCUCAGGAUAGCUUUUGGGACUACAUCGCCAACAUCACUAGUGAUGCUUCCUGGGGACACGAAAAUAUGCGUCAGUAUUUCGUCCGCUUGGAAAACAACACCUACCUCCCUCCCGGAACACCGGGUCACGGGUUUGACGGUUGGCUCGCCACCUCGACUCCCAACCCCGAAAUGGCGUGGGCAAACCGAACCGCCGAGUUAUCCAUCCUCGGCGAGUUGGCCGCCACUCUGGGACAUGGCAGCGACCAGGCGCACCUCUUCGAACGAAUGCGAACAGACGCCAACUCGGCGAGCCCAGACCGAGACCAGCAACAGGGCCUCUUCAACUUCCCCUUCCACCACACACCCUUGGGUCACCGGACCAAUGCCAAUGACCUCUUGGAGGCCACACUUGCGGAGCGUAAGACGGACGGAUCUCCAGCGAAUCCGCUCACGAUCCAACUCGAGUCCCUGGUUACCCGUGUUCUAUUCUCGCACGACAACGACCGGACCAGCGGAGGAGCCAACUCUGGUAGCCAGCCCCGAGCAAUAGGCGUCGAAUACCUCCGCGGCAAGUCCCUCUACCGCGCCGACCCUCGCUCCUCGGCAGGAAAGGCCACCACCAACCCGACAACGCACAAAGUCUUCGCCCGCCGCGAAGUGAUCCUAUCCGGAGGCGUCUUCAACACCCCGCAGCUCCUCAAACUGAGCGGUAUCGGGCCCCGCGAAGAACUCGACUCCUUCGGUAUCCCAGUCCUCGUGGACCUUCCCGGCGUAGGCGCCCGCCUGCAGGACGACUACGAAAUCAGCCUCGCCGCGACCGCCUCGGUCGACCUGGGGCCGGCAUCCCCGGCGCCGGUCCAAUGCACCCUCGGCGUGGGCGACGAUCCAUGCAUCGACCUGUGGCGGCAGGGCCGGGGGCCGUACGCCAUCCCCGGCCCGCCGCACGCCACCCAUCUCCGGACUUCCGUCUCCCGGGACGGCGAGAGAGACCUGGUGUUGUGGAACCCGCCGGACGUGUUCCGGGGCUUCUUCCCGGGCUAUUCUCGACCGCAGGGAGACCCGCCGAGCACGUUUACCUUUGCCAUGGCGCAUACGCAGGGACGCAACCACCGUGGCGGGACGGUGAAGCUGCGAUCGGCCAAUCCGAGGGAUGUGCCCGAGAUAUUCUUUGACUUCUGGGCCGAGAAUGCCGACGUGGAUCUGCAGGCUCUGUAUGAGGGCGUUGAGUUUGGAAGGGGGGUUUUGAGGGGGGUGGAAACUCCCGUUGGGCCGUUUACGGAAUUCCAGCCUUGCGUUGGCGAGAUUGGGACGAACUGCACCGAGAAAGCUACCAAGGAGUUUAUAAGAAGGCAGGUCUACUCGCAUCAUGCUUCGUCGUCGGCGGCUAUUGGUGCCGAUGAUGAUCCGUUUGCGGUUCUAGAUCCCAGGUUUCGGGUUCGGGGGGUGAGGAACCUGAGAGUGGUAGAUGGGAGUGCGCUACCCAGAGUGCCGAGUCCGUUUCCUAUUGUUGGCCAGUUCAUGGCGAGUUAUAAGGCGGCUGAGGCGAUCUUGGAGGAUGCUGCUACUAGGAGGGAUUAG
This is a messenger RNA of Chaetomium fimeti, 2031 nucleotides long. RefSeq names its product GMC oxidoreductase-like protein. The transcript has 2 exons. The record is from RefSeq and is a predicted model, not a curated record. Lineage: Eukaryota; Fungi; Ascomycota; Sordariomycetes; Sordariales; Chaetomiaceae. Gene Ontology annotation, molecular function: flavin adenine dinucleotide binding; oxidoreductase activity, acting on CH-OH group of donors. The coding region runs from base 1 to 2031 and encodes 676 amino acids.